CGGUCGCGGCGGCAGCGGCGGUCGGUGGCGGCGGCGGCAGGAUGACGGCGAACGGGACGGCGGAGCCGGUGCAGAUCCAAUUCGGGCUCAUCAAUUGCAGCAACAAAUACCUGACGGCGGAGGCUUUCGGGUUCAAGGUGAAUGCCUCGGCCGCCAGCAUGAAGAAGAAGCAGAUCUGGACGCUGGAGCAGGACGGGGAGGAUUCCAGCGCCGUGUUGCUCAAAAGCCACCUGGGCCGGUACCUGGCGGCCGACAAAGACGGGCGGGUGAGCUGCGACAGCGAAGAGCCCGGUCCCGAUUGUCGCUUCUUGGUGGUGGCUCACGGCGACGGGCGCUGGUCGCUGCAGUCCGAGCCCCACCGCCGCUUCUUCGGCGGCACCGAGGACCGUCUCUCCUGCUUCGCCCCCGCCGUCUCGGCCGCCGAGAAGUGGAGCGUCCACCUGGCCAUGCAUCCCCAGGCCAACCUCUACAGCCUGGCCCGCAAACGCUACGCCCACCUGGGACCCCGCCGGGACGAGCUGGCCGUGGACCGCGACGUGCCCUGGGGGGUGGACGCCCUCAUCACCCUCCUCUUCGUGGAGCAGCGUUACAGCCUGCAGAGCUGCGACCACCGCCUCCUGCGCUCCGACGGCCGCCUGGUCCCCGCCGCCGAGCCCGGUACCGCCUUCACCCUCGAGUUUCGUUGCGGGAAGGUGGCCUUUCGCGACGGGGAGGGUCGUUACCUCGCCCCUUCGGGACCCAGCGGGACCCUCAAGGCGGGCAAGAGCGCCAAGGUGGGCAAGGACGAGCUCUUCGCCCUGGAGCAGAGCUGCCCGCAGGUCGUGCUCCGAGCCGGCAACGACAGGAAUGUCUCCACCCGGCAAGGGAUGGACCUCUCAGCCAACCAAGACGAGGAGGGUGACCAGGAGACCUACCAGCUGGAGAUCAACAAGGACACCAAGAAAUGCGCCUUCAGGACGUACACUGGGAAGUACUGGACCCUCACCUCCAAUGGGGGCAUCCAGUCCACCGCCUCCACAAAGAACGCGAGCUGCUAUUUCGACAUCGAGUGGUGCGACAAGCGCAUCACCCUGAAAGCUGCCAACGGCAAGUACGUGACGGCCAAGAAGAACGGGCAGCUGGCGGCCUCCAUGGAGACAGCGGGUGAGACGGAGCAUUUUGUGAUGAAGCUGAUCAACAGACCCAUCAUCGUCCUCCGUGGUGAGCACGGCUUCAUCGGGUGCCGGAAGGUGACCGGCACCCUGGACUCCAACCGCUCCUCCUACGACGUCUUCCAGCUGGAGUUCAACGACGGAGCCUACAACAUCAAGGAUGCCACCGGGAAGUACUGGAUGGUGGGGAACGAGUCGUCCGUCACCAGCAGCAGCGACACCCCCGUGGACUUCUUUUUUGAGUUCUGCGACUAUAACAAAGUGGCGAUCAAAAUCAAUGGCAAAUACCUGAAGGGUGACCACGCCGGGGUCCUCAAGGCCUCUGCCGACACCAUCGACGCCUCCACUCUCUGGGAAUAUUAAUGCACUUUAGCGUACCUCCUGUUCCUCCCGUUCCUCCCGUUGCCAACUUUUUCUUUCCCUUCCUCCGUCCUU
Messenger RNA from Calidris pugnax (ruff), 1586 nucleotides. RefSeq names its product fascin actin-bundling protein 1 (gene FSCN1). NCBI's taxonomy places the organism in Eukaryota, Metazoa, Chordata, Aves, Charadriiformes, Scolopacidae. The transcript is spliced from 5 exons. Gene Ontology annotation, molecular function: protein-macromolecule adaptor activity; actin filament binding. The coding region runs from base 42 to 1514 and encodes 490 amino acids. Gene Ontology annotation, cellular component: microvillus; ruffle; cytoplasm. Gene Ontology annotation, biological process: actin filament bundle assembly; cell migration; establishment or maintenance of cell polarity. The record is from RefSeq and is a predicted model, not a curated record.